AAAAAAAAUAAAUAAAAAUAUCAGAGACUAACUGCCCCCACCUUUUCUGUAACAUACAUUAAUUCAGAAGAGGGUGAUUAGACAUUUGCAGCUAAGAUGAUAAAUCUCUCCCUCUCCCAACCCUCUAAAGAAAAGUAGAAAAGUGAGAGAGAUUGAAAGAAAUAGGAGGGAAAAAAUACCUCAGCUCAAAUCACACCCACUUGAUUGUGACCCCUCCCAUCACCUUUUAAGCUCAUUCCUCUUCUCCUCAUUCUGCCUCUCCUUCCCCACUUCUCUUCUUCAUUCACUCAGCCUUCUCUCCAUUCUUCCCCUCAACUUGUUUCAUAAUAAAGUUUCAGAACAAUUUCUAUAGUCCAAUUGGCAUUGAAAGGCAUGGGAAGGCACUCCUGCUGCCAUAAGCAGAAGCUAAGGAAAGGCUUGUGGUCUCCUGAAGAAGAUGAGAAGCUUCUUAAGCACAUCACUAAGCAUGGACAUGGCUGUUGGAGCUCUGUCCCCAAGCUAGCAGGUCUGCAGAGAUGUGGAAAGAGCUGCAGGCUUAGGUGGAUAAACUACCUGAGACCUGAUCUCAAAAGAGGCACAUUUUCACAGCAAGAGGAGAACCUCAUCAUUGAACUCCAUGCAGUUCUUGGAAACAGAUGGUCUCAGAUUGCAGCGCAGUUACCUGGGAGAACAGACAAUGAGAUCAAGAACUUAUGGAACUCCUGCAUCAAGAAGAAGCUGAGGCAGAGAGGCAUUGACCCCAGCACACACAAGUCUCUCUCAGAGGCUGAAAAUCCUGAAGAGAAUAAGGUUUCUACAAGCAGUGAAAGGAAUUCUAUAUUGUACACCGGUGAUAGCCUUAAGCACACAGUGCCUCAACCUGCUCCAUCUCUGAUGCAAUCAGUUGACAAAAAUUCCAUUGCAGCUAAAGAGUUCUUCAUUGAUAACUCGACCACCUGCCUUCGAUCUUCAUCAAAUUCCAUGGCUUGCUUCACUGUCCCUCAGCUUAACUAUGGUAGUUCCACAUCUAGCUUACCAUCGAACCCAAAUCCUUUUCUCUGUUUUAACCAGAACUGCAGGGUGUUCGAUAUGAAUCCAGAAUUGAGCUGCACUUCAAUAUCAACAAUAGGGCCAUCAAUUUCGAGUUCAAUUCUCUCAAAUUCAAUUGACUUUAAGUCUUCUGUUGAUCUGUCUUCCAGCUGCCUUCCUCCAUCCUAUACUGGUGCUCCAGUUUUCCCAUAUUUGGAAGUUGUUAAUCCAAGCAGAUGCAGCAGUGGAAGCAGCAGCAGCAGUUCCUUCUUUGACAGUGGCUUGCUGUCAUGGCCAGAUUUGACAGCAGAGAAAGAAACUCAAAUCCAUUUACAAGGUGACCCUGAGGACCUCAAAUGGUCAGAGUACCUUCAGGGAAAUUUCCCAGUUUCUUCAGUUCUCCAUAGCCAAAACCAGCCAUUAUAUGGCAGCGAAGCAAACUCAGAAAGCCAUUUCGGCAUCGAAGGGCUGGGCCUUUGGCAUCAGAACCCGCAACCACAGCAUCAGCAACAUCACCAGCAGCCACAGCAGCAGGCUUCAGAUUUAUAUGGUAAGGAAUAUCAGAGGAUUUCUACAUUGUUUGGUCAGAUAUAGCCGUUUCAAAGAUAACCAUGAUUAUAUAGAGUUGGAGAAAGAAAGAUACAAAAGUAAAAACUUUUUCAACAGAAUUUUCAAUUUGCAAAGGCAGGAAGGAGUACAUGAGUAUAAGAGAAUAAGAAGGCUGGUUUCUGUUCUGAUUCUUCAAUCAUUGAAUGUGUGUGUACCAUAUGAUUUUUCUCAUGUAUAUAGGCCUUAUGAUACUGAAAAGAACUCCUCUUAUCUA
This is a messenger RNA of Dendrobium catenatum, 1831 nucleotides long. RefSeq names its product transcription factor MYB61. Gene Ontology annotation, biological process: regulation of stomatal movement. The record is from RefSeq and is a predicted model, not a curated record. Lineage: Eukaryota; Viridiplantae; Streptophyta; Magnoliopsida; Asparagales; Orchidaceae. The coding region runs from base 373 to 1602 and encodes 409 amino acids. The transcript is spliced from 3 exons.